Archocentrus centrarchus (flier cichlid) is the source of this 1608-nucleotide messenger RNA. Its product is annotated as galectin-9C-like. NCBI's taxonomy places the organism in Eukaryota, Metazoa, Chordata, Actinopteri, Cichliformes, Cichlidae. Gene Ontology annotation, biological process: negative regulation of CD4-positive, alpha-beta T cell proliferation; positive regulation of gene expression; negative regulation of type II interferon production. The record is from RefSeq and is a predicted model, not a curated record. The transcript is spliced from 8 exons. Gene Ontology annotation, molecular function: carbohydrate binding; galactoside binding. The coding region runs from base 123 to 1097 and encodes 324 amino acids. Gene Ontology annotation, cellular component: nucleus; cytosol.
ACCGCCUCCUUUUUGGAAACGAAACCUAAGGGUGGGCUGUGUUGCAGAAGUCUUUCACUUUUCCACUGCUUCAGAGCACAGACGCUGCAGCUCAACAAACUUGCGUGAUUCCGUUUGGGACAAUGGCCUUUAAUCAGCAGGCACCUUUCUACAACCCAAGAAUCCCCUUCACUGGAUCAAUCCAAGGUGGUCUGCAAGAGGGGAAGUCUAUCACUGUCAGUGGCCGAGUCCUGCCUGGGGCUGACAGGUUUCAUGUGGAUCUACAGUGUGGUUCCAGGGCUGGUGCAGACAUCGCUAUCCACAUUAACCCACGCUAUGAAAGUCAGCAUUAUGUGGUCACCAACAGCUUCCAGUAUGGCAGCUGGGGCUCCGAAGAGAGAAAGUACACCUCCCCUUUCCCUGUUGGCUCCCCUUUCACCCUAGUCAUUACUGUCACCCGUGACUCCUACCAGCUGAGCGUCAAUGGCUCUCACUUUAUGGACUACAAACAUCGCCUCCCAAUUCACCCGGUUGACAGCAUUUCAGUGGGUGGAAAAGUGGAAAUUUCAUCCAUUGCCUUUCAGAACCCUGUGCUAGCCUUUCCUUCUCAGCCUGCAUUUGCUUCACAAGUAGCCUUCCCCCCCCAGGCUGGAUUCCCUUCAUAUCCAGCAUUUGCUCCUCAACCUGGAUUUCCAGCACAGCCUGGAUUUCCUCCUGCAGCACCAGCUGUUCCAUACAGGGCUGCCAUCAGUGGUGGACUCAGACCUGGCAGGACAAUCACAAUCCAGGGAUCUGUGCAACCGAGUGCCACAAGGUUCCAUGUGAAUCUUAGCCACCAGUCUGGCAUCGCACUGCAUUACAACCCACGUUUUAGUGAGAAUGUUGUGGUUCGAAAUACUAAGCAGUGGGAGCAGUGGGGCGCUGAGGAGCGUGGUGGUGGCAUGCCUUUCCACCGGGGUCAGCCUUUCACGUUGACCAUAUGUUGUGAAGCUCACUCCUUCCGAAUUGUGGCCAAUGGGAUGCAGACCCAUAACUACAAGCAUCGUUUCACUCCCCUGCAUGCUGUUACCGCCCUGGAGAUCGAUGGUGACAUCACCCUGACCUCUGUGAUUGUGUAGAGCUGGAGGACCUGUGGCUGCUGGAGAUAUGUUUCCCUGACCACAGCCAACAAACAACACAGCCAUUGCAUUUAAUAAAAUUGUGCUAAUUGCUUAUUUGGUUAUGUAAUGCAUAUUGUAUAAUCAACGCCUGUGCAUUCAUUUUAUAAUCACUUAAUUUUGUAAUAUUUUAUGCUUUGCAUUUCUUAAACAUAUUCACUCUUAAAGGAAACAUCCAUUAACCAUUGGCUUUAGUUUAUAAAUUAAGUCCUAAAUUCACUCGCCUAGACUUUGCACAUCCAUUCUGUUCAAUUCAGACAAAGAAUAACUAUACACCAAAAGAGGAAACAUCUCAGCCAGAUGUAACACUUGGAUUUCACUCAACAUCAGAAUAAAACUGUCUACUUGGAAGUUGGAAUUGCAACCAGUUUUGUAUGUGGUAUAUAUAUGCCUGUAGUAAACAGUAUGCAAACAUGGCCCUUAAAUACCUACCAACAAUGAAUGAUUAAAUGAAAUGGAAAAAAAAAUGACA